AUGGGCGGCGGGGUGUUGGUGCUGCUGCUGGCGGUGGGGCUGUGCGCGGCGCAGUACGAGGAGUACAGCGUGCGGGGGUUCCCCGCGGACGCGCUGGAGCCGCUGCAGCGCGCCUACUCGCGGGCGCUGGCGCAGUACGCGGACGCGCAGUGGGCGGAGAGCGCCCGGGCGCUGGAGGCCAGUCUGCGGCUCCACCGCCUGCUCCGCGACAGCGAAGCGCAUUGUCACCGCCGCUGCGCCGCGCCCGGAGACUCGGCCGAGGAAUCACCCGCGGAGGGGCACCCCGCGGCGUGGGAGUGGGAGCGGGAGAUGCAGCUCUUCGGACGGCUGCUGCACCGCGCCGGUUGCUUGCGCGCCUGCAAGCGCGACCUGCCAGUGUUCCAGCUUCGCUACCCUCCCGCGCAAACGCUGCGCGACUUCCAGCGCCGGCUGCCCUACCAGUACCUGCACUACGCGCUCUUCAAGUCAAAUAAGAUUGAGAAAGCAGUGUCCGCUGCCCACACCUUCCUGCAGAAGAACCCCAAGCAUGAGAUGACCUUGAGGUACCUGAACUAUUACAGGACGAUGCUGGAUGUGGAUGAAUACCUGGUUGACCUGGAGGCUCAACCUUAUGAGCCGAUAUUUGUGCGCUCAGUGAAGCUGUACAACAACGGGGACUUCCGGAGCAGCGCGGCUGACAUGGAGCAGGCACUGGCUGAGUACUACAAGGCGUACGAGGACUGCCUUGCUGGCUGCGAGGGAGCCUACGAGCUGGAGGAGUUCAAGGACUUCUACCCCGCCAUCGCAGACCACUUUGUGAGCGUGCUGCAGUGCAAGGUGGACUGUGAGACCGAGCUCACCCCCAACGUGGGUGGCUACUUCGUGGAGAAGUUCGUGGCCACCAUGUACCACUACCUGCAGUUUGCUUACUACAAGCUGAACGACGUGCGGGACGCGGUGCGCAGCGUCUCCAGCUACAUGCUCUUCGAUCCGGGCGAUGCUGUCAUGCAGCAGAACCUGGUUUAUUACCGCUUCCACCGCGAGCGCUGGCGCCUGCAGGAUGAGGACUUUGAGCCCCGGCCGGAAGCUGUGCGCUACCACAACCGGACGGCUGUCCAGAAGCAGAUGUUGGACUUUGCCAGGCAGUUCCUGCAGGCUGAUGAUGAGAUGGAGGUGGAUGGUGGUGAAGUGCUGGAGCCACUGGACUUGCCCAGUGACAUCGAGUUUGAGGGUGAGGGUGACUACGAGGAGGGCUUCUUCGCAGAGUGGUGGCAAGAUCCCAAGACCAAGGGGGACAAAGCUGAUCAAGAGACCCUGCAAUGAGUCGGGUAAGGUGGUUCCUAGCCCUAGCAGAGCUGGAUGCUGGUGGCCCUCUGACACCACCCUGGGGACAUUGGGCUACAGGAUCCUGCCAGCCGCUGCACAGAAUCUCCGACUCAUGAGGAAGGACUGAUCCUGCCCAGCACCCUGUGGCAAGGCUACAUCUUCCUUCUGGACACCCAGGCUGCCCUCAGUGCAGCCUGAUUCCUGUCGGUGGAGCAAUGGCACUGCCGAACCUCCCUGCCUGCCUGGGAGCUGACCCCAGCCCAUCACUGAUCCCUUUGUCCCUAGAAGCCCUGGUCGCCUGCAGUGUCCCUCAGCUCCUCCUCAGGAGCUGUGGAUGAUGCACCAGGAUCAACCCCUGUGCUGUUUCAAGGGACUAAAUGGGCUGCCCCUGCUCUGGGACCCAUGCACAGUGCUGCCAGAGCUGGGCUCCCAUGAUGGUCCUGCAUCUCCUUGGAGCUCCCCUGGGGUUCCUACCCUGCCUCCAGCCUCCCAUCCCUCCUGGCAGCCCCCAAAGCUUGGGGUCCCUUUGGAGCCCAGGGCUACAGCGCAGCUCCUGGAGUGCUGGUGUUCCCAUGCUGCCACGUGUGCCUUGAUUUUUUUGCCACACCAGCCUUCUGUAGCCUUGAGCUCUGUUAAUUUAAUACUUCCCAACUUG
Calypte anna (Anna's hummingbird) is the source of this 1960-nucleotide messenger RNA. RefSeq names its product prolyl 3-hydroxylase family member 4 (inactive) (gene P3H4). The transcript is spliced from 8 exons. Gene Ontology annotation, cellular component: endoplasmic reticulum. Lineage: Eukaryota; Metazoa; Chordata; Aves; Apodiformes; Trochilidae. Gene Ontology annotation, biological process: collagen fibril organization; peptidyl-lysine hydroxylation. The record is from RefSeq and is a predicted model, not a curated record. Gene Ontology annotation, molecular function: protein binding; collagen binding. The coding region runs from base 1 to 1302 and encodes 433 amino acids.